GGUGUGGUAGAAACCUCUGUUCUGCUCAACUGCUGGAGGCUCCGAACAGAAUCAGCUCCGAGCUCACAGCCCAGGCUGCGCAGAGCACACCCGGAGGCCCAAAGUGCCGUCGGGUGAGCAUUCAGUCUUUAGCCAUGGGGUCUGCAGCGUUGGAAAUUCUGGGUCUGGUGCUGUGUCUGGUAGGCUGGGUGGGCUUAAUCCUGGCGUGUGGGCUACCCAUGUGGCAGGUGACUGCCUUUCUGGACCACAAUAUUGUGACGGCGCAGACGACUUGGAAGGGGCUGUGGAUGUCGUGCGUUGUGCAGAGCACCGGGCACAUGCAGUGCAAGGUGUAUGAGUCUGUGCUGGCGCUGAGUGCGGAGGUACAGGCAGCUCGGGCACUCACCGUGGGCGCUGUGCUGCUGGCGCUGGUAGCACUCUUUGUUACCUUGACUGGCGCCCAGUGCACCACCUGCGUGGCCCCGGGUCCAGUUAAGGCACGGGUGGCACUCACAGGAGGAGCGCUUUACGCACUGUGCGGGCUGCUGGCACUCGUGCCGCUCUGCUGGUUCGCCAACAUCGUGGUCCGCGAGUUCUAUGAUCCGGCGGUGCCGGUGUCUCAGAAGUAUGAGCUUGGCGCUGCGCUUUACAUCGGCUGGGCAGCCUCCGCACUGCUCAUGUGCGGCGGCGGCCUCGUUUGCUGCGGUGCCUGGGUCUGCUCCGGGCGCCCAGAGUUCAGCUUCCCGGUCAAGUACUCGGUGCCGCGGCGGCCCACGGCCAACGGCGAUUACGACAAAAAGAACUACGUCUAAGGGCGGGAAGCAUGGCGGGGCUCUCCCCGCAGCUAAGCCCGCGAUGGGAAAGACUGAUGCGGGACGCCGCGUGUGGAUGACGACCACCACAGGGUUGCACAGCGCAGACUUGAGGCAAGUCAAGCUGGGUUCGGACGAGACUUGCCUGCUCUUACAGAAGGUCCGUUGACCGGCACUAUCCAGGCCCUGCUCAGAACAGACUACAGACAAGUCCUUGUGAGGACUUGACGGACCUUUUCUUCUAUGCACAGUUGGCCAUGAUGUGGGGUGGAACUCUUUAAGAUUUAAUCGGUCAAGUAGACACCAAACUGCCUCUAACUCUUCCUAUUGAGAGACCCUGGGGAGCGCUGGAUGCUAUCUUAAUGUUCAGUGGCACCUGUUGACCUGAAAGGGCAGCUGGAGAAACCCUGGGUUUGCCAGAGGGAUGUGUUUAAAAGGGCAUUUUCUUUGUUAGUGGAGAGGAACCUACUGAAUCAAAGGGCUUGGCCCGGACCUGGUCUCACUCCAGCACUCCCCCGAGGGGGGGGGGGGGGGCCUGUAGGUACCCGAGCCUUAGAGGGGUUGCCUUCCUCCUCGAAGCUUGGGGUUUGGGGGGUGGGCCGGGCAAGAAUUUGCUUAGUAAAUGGUUUGAACACUUUCAA
This is a messenger RNA of Arvicanthis niloticus (Nile rat), 1432 nucleotides long. RefSeq names its product claudin 5 (gene Cldn5). The record is from RefSeq and is a predicted model, not a curated record. NCBI's taxonomy places the organism in Eukaryota, Metazoa, Chordata, Mammalia, Rodentia, Muridae. Gene Ontology annotation, molecular function: structural molecule activity. Gene Ontology annotation, cellular component: bicellular tight junction; membrane.